AUGGCAGACUCCAUCACGCCACUGCUAGAUGCCUUGCAUCAGGCCCUCGUACCGCCAACCCGCGCCGCCGCUGCUCUUCCCGCCGCUAGCGACCUCCAGUUCGAACGGACACUCUCACGCAAGCUCGCACGCUCCUUGGACACCGAGUCGGAGCGGGUACUCUCACUCGCAUCACGAGCGCUCAAUUGGGCUAGCAGCGGGAACAAUGCCGCAGGAGGAAAGGCGGCAGGAGCGGCGGAUCCUGUUGACCCGGACUUGAUCCGUGAAGGCGUCUACAACGGCGUGACGGAGCGCAUCGAAGCGCUGCUCGAGCAGGCGGAUGAGGGCGUCGAGAAGCAUCUCGGGAUUGGCAAGAAUCGCAAGGGAGGGGUCGGGGCUGUUGGCGCCAAGUCGGCUCAGGAGAUGGAAGAGCGUGAGCGGGCGAAGGCCAAGGUCGAGCGGUUGCCGGCGAGGCUUCUGCACGAUGCGUUGCUCGAGAAGCCCCAGAAGCGCUUCACGGCGCGAACGAGGCUUCCCAUCCCCAAUGUCGACGACCACUCUGCCGACGGUUCGAGCGCAGUCCCGCUGUGGAAGCCCAUAUUGCGGCGAAAGGUGAACGCGUCGGCAGGGAAGGAUGGCGAAGACGGCUGGCUCAAGGCGGAGCUGUACGAGCCGAAGAGCAACUUCACCCAGACGACCUCGACAAGCCCGCCGACCUACACUCGCUACGCCCACCCAUACGCCUCCGAACUCGCCUCUCUCCGUCCUCCUGCGUCCUUCUUCGACAAGCCUCAGAAGCCGACACCACACCCUGCCGACAGCUUUACCAAGACGCCCUUUGAGUGGAUCGGAGACGAGAAGGCGCUCGAGAAGAUGAUUGCGGAGAUUCGGCAGGUCGGCGAGGAAGGCAUGAAGGACCUCGCCAUCGAUCUCGAGCACCACGACUUCCGGACAUGGAGCGGGAUGACUUGCUUGAUCCAGCUGAGUACGCGCAAGAAGGACUACAUCAUCGACGCGAUCGACCCCGGCGUCCGCGAGAACCUCGAGAGCUUAAACGAGUUCUUCACGGAUCCCGAGUGGAUCAAGGUUCUGCACGGCGCCAAGUCGGACAUCGUCUGGCUCCAGCGGGACUUUGGCCUCUACAUCGUCGGAUUGUUCGACACCUACCAUGCGACGCACGUUCUCGGGUACGCGCAGCACAGCCUCGCAUCGCUUCUCGACAUGUAUACCGACUUUGAGCCAGACAAGCGGUAUCAGCUUGCGGACUGGCGAAUCCGACCUCUGCCGAAGGAGAUGCUCCAGUACGCCCGCUCCGACACGCACUACCUUCUUGCCAUCUACGACCACCUCCGCCUGGCCCUUCACGCCAAGGACGCCGCCUCAAAGGAGACGCCAUCCCCUCUCGAAGACGUCUUCAACCGUUCCAUCCCCGUCUCGGCCAUCACCUUCUCCCUCCCUCCCUUCGAUCACGAGACGGGCCACUUCGAGUCGGGCUUCCUCGUCCCUCUCGCUCGCCACGGCCAGCUCAAAGCCUACUCGACCGCUCUCGCCGUCCCGACGUUGCCGAUCAAGACGGGCUGGGGACCAGGCGAGGCCAAGCUCGAGGUCUUGCGGGAGGUGACGCGGUGGAGGGAGAAGGUUGCGCGUGAGGAGGACGAGAGCACGCGAUACGUGCUGAGUCUGCAAGGCGUGCUGCAGAUCACCGAGACCGGAGCGGCUGGGCGAAUCAAGGAGGGGAGGGACGUCAUGCAGGUUCUGGGAGGUGCAAAGGGCGGAGUGAGCGAGGUCGUCAGGAGGCGCAAGGAGGACCUCGCGCAGCUAGUCAGGGAGACAUUCGAAAAGGUGACCGGACGUGCGAUCGAUGGAGACGCAGAAGGCGACGUCGACAUGGUCGGUGGCGCAGCCUCGCUCGCCGUCACCAACGCGCAGCUCAGCCUCCCGGCGCAGGAGCCCGCCGUCCGACCUGCGCAAGGUCUCUGGGGCGAUGCGCCCGUCGCCUCGACCUCCUCGUCAGCCCCGCUUGUCCCCGUCGCCUCGAGCUCGAGCUUCUACGGCGCCGCCUCGACCACCUCUGCCGCUACGACUGGCAUUUUCGCCUCGUCGAGCUCGUUCUUCGGGGCGUCUCAGGCGAAGAAGACCGCCUCGAAGGCGUCGAAGGGCAAGGGGCGUGCAGAGGAACAGGCUGAAGCGGUCAAGCGCGUCCACGACUCGCUCGUCCUCGGCGGCGGACUCGGUCAAAGCUUGCAGCCCAAGCUCGUCCCGGCGGCGCAGCCGGUCGAGGCAGACGUCGACAUGGCCGACGGGGUGGACGAUGACGCCGUCGUCGCCGAAGAGCCUGAUCGCGGUCCGCCAGCCGCGCUUUCGGCCGACCACACUUACGUCCCACUCACCGGCCGCCUGCCCAAGCCCGACAUCUCCGCCACGCUCGCCGCGUCAAAGACCGAGGGUCUCACGCCGCACGUCGCGCCGAAGGCGAAGGACUCGGACGUCAUCGUCGUCUCGAGCCUGAAGGACAAGCCGAAGAAACGACGACGACAGGAGAGCCAGGCGGCCGUCUCUGCGCCCGCCGACGACCUUCCCGGCCUAUCAAGCUCCGUUCCCGCCGUCGAGAACGCCCAGUCGCCGCCGCCCCAGCCACCCAAGGCGAAGAAGCCGAAGAAGGACAAGGCCCAGCGACCCGCGCCCGAGGCGAUCGUCCCGCACGACUACUCUACCUCCCGCUCGAUCCUCGAUGCCGAACCUGUGCGCUCGACGGGCGCCGAGCGGCGAGAGCAGGACAAGCGGCAGCGGAAGAAGGAGGCCAAGGCGGAGAAGCUGUCGGGCACAAAGGGCUUCGAGAUUGACGUUAGCGACUUCCGGAGGGCGCCGCGCGUUCAGAAUGCGCCGAAGAAGGGGCAGAAGAGCCAGUCGUUCCAGAAGUAG
Messenger RNA from Rhodotorula toruloides NP11, 2901 nucleotides. Its product is annotated as exosome complex exonuclease RRP6. Gene Ontology annotation, cellular component: nuclear exosome (RNase complex); nucleolus. NCBI's taxonomy places the organism in Eukaryota, Fungi, Basidiomycota, Microbotryomycetes, Sporidiobolales, Sporidiobolaceae. Gene Ontology annotation, molecular function: 3'-5'-RNA exonuclease activity; nucleotide binding; nucleic acid binding. The record is from RefSeq and is a predicted model, not a curated record. The transcript has 5 exons. Gene Ontology annotation, biological process: nuclear polyadenylation-dependent rRNA catabolic process; nuclear polyadenylation-dependent antisense transcript catabolic process; histone mRNA catabolic process. The coding region runs from base 1 to 2901 and encodes 966 amino acids.